This is a messenger RNA of Epinephelus lanceolatus (giant grouper), 4132 nucleotides long. RefSeq names its product cap methyltransferase 2 (gene cmtr2). The record is from RefSeq and is a predicted model, not a curated record. Gene Ontology annotation, biological process: 7-methylguanosine mRNA capping; methylation. Lineage: Eukaryota; Metazoa; Chordata; Actinopteri; Perciformes; Serranidae. Gene Ontology annotation, molecular function: methyltransferase cap1 activity. Gene Ontology annotation, cellular component: cytoplasm; nucleus.
ACGUGAAAGCGUGUUUCCGUUCGCAGGCAGCAGCUUCAGUCUGGUGUGGAGGAUGAGCUCAGGCAAUGGGACCAGGGGGAAAGUCCGCAAGCUGCAGCAUUUCAACAACAUGGUGGCGUUUGAUGCCGAAACACUGGCUGAGAUUCAAGGUCUUUUUGGUAAAAUUAGAACCUACGUGAAACCUUCCAGUGGGGAGUGGUGCAUCCCUGACCCAAAUGUCGCUCUCAGACACCCUGCGGAGGAGCACGGUCGGCUGCAGGCCCUGAAGGCAUCACUGAACGAUGUAAAGAACCAGCUCAGUGACAAGAACGUUCAAGUCUGGCAUCAGCACACCAACUUUACCAAUCGAGCCGGGAAGGUGAUCACCACCGUACGUUCUGCUGCCAACGCAGAGAUCUGCACUCAGGCAUGGUGCAAGUUCUUCGAGAUCCUGGGAACCUUUAAUCUUCUUCCAGAGGAGGCUCUUCAAAAUGGAGAGCUGAACACAGUCCACCUGUGUGAAGCUCCAGGGGCCUUUAUAACCGCUCUGAACCACUACAUCAAAACCAGCGAGUCCACACGCUACGUUGACUGGAGUUGGGCCGCUAACACUCUAAACCCGUACCACGAGGCUAACGGUGGCAGCACGACGAUCGCAGAUGAUCGGUUAAUUGCUAACACGCUGCCCUGGUGGUUCUUUGGCUCAGACAACACAGGCAACAUCAUGAUCCAGAAACAUUUGUUGGAGCUGCAGGCGUUUGUGGCUAACAUGCGUAGCGUUGAUGUGGUGACGGCAGAUGGAAGUUUUGACUGUCAGGAGAAGCCAGACGAGCAGGAAGCGCUGGUGGCUUCACUGCAUUACUGCGAGGCCACAGCUGCACUGCUGCUCCUGAGCCCCGGUGGCUCCUUUGUACUGAAGAUGUUUACCCUGUAUGAACACUCCUCCGUCUGCCUUCUUUACCUGCUGAACUGCUGUUUCCGCUCUGUCAACGUCUUCAAACCCGCCACCAGCAAGGCAGGCAACUCUGAGGUUUACGUUGUUUGUCUGAACUAUGACGGGAAGGAAGCCGUGAGGCCUCUGCUCUCCAAACUGAUUCGUAACUACGGACCACAGCUGACUGACCGAGAGGCCCUUUUCCCAAACUCGCUUAUCCCGGAGUCGUUUCUGAAACAGCACGAAGAAGUGUGCUCGUACUUCCACACUCUGCAGGUGGAGACGAUCACAGAAAACCUGCAGCUGUUUGAGGGAAUGAGCCCCGAGCAGAGGCAGCGGCUUGACUACAUCAGGGACUGUAUGGCUCAGGAAUACCUGCAACGCUUCCAGGUGAGCUUCCUGCAGCGAAGUCGAUGGAUCUCUCGUAACACGGUGAGUCCCGCCUGCUGCAACGUCUCAGCAGGCCGACCUUUGGGACAGAAGAAGCAAACAGGCUCAUUCAAUGAGCGGAGGGAAUUGCAGACCCUGACCUGGAGGGAGCGCAUCGAGAGGGGUUGCCAUGCCACCUGGAUACAGAGACAUUUCACAGAGGCCAGUGGGACAGGCUGCAUGCUCGAAGGACCCCUGACUGGGUGUCAUGUGGAUUCAUGGUAUGUUAUCAUUGGGGCUGCACUUCCUGCAGUCAGAAACUCUCCGUUCUGUGAGGGAGGAUUGUUAAACCACCUGAAUGAAGCCCUGAUGGACACAACAGUAGACUGGAAUCGUGUGCCUCCCUGUAACUCUUGCCAUGUGGCUUGCAUGGCGUCCAUCUUAUCCGAUGUUGCAAGUCUUUGCGUUUGUACAGCUGAGGGGAAUGGGAACAAAAAGCAGAGACAGUGUUUGGUGUUUGGCAGCCGCACAGUGUGGGGUCCCUGUGAAAGCCAACUGGGGGAUUUAGUCUUAACGUUUUCUGCAGAGCCUUCAGUUCCUCAAAGAGGCUGCAUCACGCUGCAUGACGGGGAGCCGCUGUACCAGCAGCAGCUCUUAGGUUGUGUUGUGUUUUCCCUGCAGACCCUGAACUCUGGGGAUGCCCUGCUGCUCCCUGUGUUGUCUGCACUCACCCGCCUCACCGCAGCUGUUGUGCUCUGCCUGCAUGUUUGUUUUCGCUCAGUCACUUUCAGGUGUCCGCCCCCCUCAGGCUUCGUCGGGACAGUGCUGGUGUGUGUUGGCUUCUGCCCUGAUGCUGCAGCACGAAUACUCCCCAUUCUCACUGACGUCCAUAACAGCAUUGGUCAGUUGUUGAGAGGAAAGGAGGACUCAGGUAAAAAUCUGCCGUCUGGGUGUGACAGACAGGUGCUGCAGUUUGUUCCCAUGGAGGAACUGCUCAGGGGAGGACUGACUGAGUUCUUGCGGACCAUGAACUCUGAAAUCAUCCGACAGAAGCUGCAUUUGCUCAUGCAAUCAUAGUGCAGUGUAGUGAGCUGUGACUGCGGGGUACAUGCUAUCUCUACAGAAGCUGUGUCAUUAUGUCGCAGUCUGUUUUAUUCCCAUUGAAUGAGCAGACUGUUCAGCUACACCGAAUCAUUAUUGUAUGCACAUACUUAAAGAGUGCUCCACAGAUACAGCAUUGCACUGCUUUAACAUUGUCAGACUCACAGCGGACAGUUUCCACAAUUGAUGCAGCAUAAGCCGAAACAUCAUCUUUUUUACUCCGUGCAUUUUAACCACAAUGCAACUCAACCAUUCACACAUUAAUCAGAGGUUUGAGUGUGUUAUUCUAGUAGCAGCUAAUGUAGCCUCUAGCUGCUCGGCUCAAGCAGAGAUGAGUGGUGGCUACAGAGGUUUGGUAAGCUCCACAUCUCCAGAUUAGUUUUCAUUUUUAAACUUUUAGUUUUCAGUCCCAACUGAGUGCAUAAAUUGACAUUAUAUGUGCUGAUGUGUCUCUGACAAGCUGAAAUUCGACAAUAUUAUGUUGGUGAAGAUUCUCAGUCAUCUAGGUCAUGGUAAUCCGAAAUGCUAUAUCAUAGGCAACUGGACUUGCUUGAGUUUCUUGAAGACGUUUCACCUCUCAUCCAAGAGGCUUCUUCAGUUUUGAACUGAGAACUGAGAGGUGAAACGUCUUCAAGAAACUCAAGCAAGUCCAGUCGCUUACGUUAGAGCACUUAGGACAGACAAUAUUAACCGCCACACCGAUGUAUCAGUUGGGCUUUGAUGCAGAGGUCCAACCUGUGAUGUUAGAUCAAGGUUCCUGCGCAUCCUUAGAAAGUUUUAAAAGGCAACGGAAUUAUUUAUCUAAAAAUAAGGCCUUGAUUCAGUGUUUUUUAUGUGUUCCACUCUAGAAAGUUUUAUUUUUCUAUUUAGCAUUUAUAGUUGAUCAUCUAAAAAAGUCAUGUUUUAUAUUACACUAAACAUUUGGGCAAAAUUGUUGUUGUAAAAUAUGUUGAUUCUUUAGCUUUUUCAUCUCAGUUUUGGUUGUUGUUGUUGUUUGGUUGUCUUAAAUUUCAUACCAAGUGCCAUUAAAAAAAUCUUAAAUUGACUUAAAUCAAACUUGCCUAAAGCUGUAGGAGCUCUGUAAACACUGUAACGAUAGCCUCCACAUCACUAGUUAAAGACAUCCUUAUUAUGUCAGUGCCAACAAAAUAACCAUGUGCUACACACAAAGCUUUUGUCAACCUGCAGGCGAGAACAACUGAUGAUACAAACUUGCAGUGCAUGAAAAUGCGUAUUACUUUCAGGACUUGAUCAGCAGAACUCAUGUGUGACUGAAUUCACAGAGGAUUUUAGGGAGGGUGAAUAAACAGUAGUCCAACCCUCGGCAGCAAACCUCCUGUCAGUCACAGAUGGUUUGUGUCGAAAUCCCUAUCACAGAGACCCUGGAGUUUUACUCUGAAGUGCCUUUUGUGGUUUACAGCACAUUAUUUCAUCCAAGGAUGUUGAGGAUCUUUUUGUAUUUUGCUGUCAUGCAGCUAAUUGGUGGCUUCCUGAUUUACAAUUUAUUUCACUAUUUUGUGUCAAGUAAGAAAAAUUCUGUCCCCAUAUUAAAGGGCAGCCUGUGUGCAUUUAUACUAUAUGAGCUACUAACUGAGGAGCUGUUGAGAAAAGAAUCAUCUAUUAGCUUCAGUAAAAAUAUGCUGUAUUUUGUAUUUGUAGUUUUUUAUUUUUGGUUUUUGGUUCAUCAUGUCAGUACAGUGUAUUGAGGAAUUUAUUUUCUUACACAAACAGAAUAAAAAUGUGCACUAA